Molecule: messenger RNA, 3495 nt
Organism: Penaeus monodon (black tiger shrimp)
Lineage: Eukaryota; Metazoa; Arthropoda; Malacostraca; Decapoda; Penaeidae
Exons: 17
Coding region: 16-2760 (914 amino acids)
Biological process (GO): biosynthetic process
Cellular component (GO): cytoplasm; mitochondrion
Molecular function (GO): L-kynurenine:2-oxoglutarate transaminase activity; pyridoxal phosphate binding
Source: RefSeq, a predicted model, not a curated record
CUUAGAUAAUUAGUAAUGGAAAUCACAGCAGCGAAGAGAAUUCAAAGUUGCGCGAAAUAUAUCAACCUUUGUUUUUUUUCUUCACAGUUUUUAAGCUUUCAAAACUUGGCUCUGUUAAUUCGGUGGCUCUUGUGCUAUUUAAGUGAUGUGGGCACUAGAACGCGCACAUGUGAGGACGAGCAGCCGAAAAUCGAACGCGCGGCAGACGGCGAGCGAGCGAGGCCGAAGGUAACCUGCGGCUGGAGGCUCCGUUCGGGUCCCACGGGUUUUUCUGUUUUUUCUGACUUGUCAAGGAUUUCCAAAGGAAAGGGGAUGUUCAGUUUGGUCUGCCGAGGAACACACAGGAGUGCCAGAAACAUUGCUCAGUCCUCCCUUUCCUGUUGUGCUGCUAGUGCUGUGGGAUCUUUCCAUCUUUCACCACCAGUUAUUGAGAGGAAACGGCCUCCUCUUACCACCGCAAUGUCAACUGCUCCACCACCCAUUGCUUCCAAGACCAAUGGCAUUGAGAAAAGUGUUUGGGUUGAGUUCAUCCAACUGGCACUGGAGGUGAAACCCCUCAAUUUAGGCCAAGGCUUCCCUGACUUUGCAGCUCCAGACACUGUCCGAAAGGCUCUUGCCCAGGCCUGUACAGAUGAGAAGAAUGUCCUGCUUAAUCAGUACACACGUGGUUUUGGUCACCCAAGGUUGAUUGCAGCCUUAUCCAAACUCUACUCCAAGCUGAUUGGUAGGGAGCUUAACCCACUGAGUGAAGUGCUUGUCACUGCUGGGGCAUAUGAGGCCCUCUUUGUUACCAUUAUGGGUCUAGUGAAUCAAGGUGAUGAGGUCAUCAUCAUUGAGCCAUUCUUUGACUGCUACGUUCCGCAGGUGAAGCUAGCAGGUGGCACGCCAGUUUUUGUACCUCUCCGUCCAAAGAAGCCAAGUGGGACUAUGUCCUCUGCAGAUUGGGUGCUGGACCCUGUAGAGCUAGAAGCAGCCUUCAGUGAGAAGACUAAAGCAAUUAUUGUCAAUACUCCAAAUAAUCCUCUAGGAAAGGUAAAACCCUGGGUCAAUUUUCACCUCAGUGAAACAGAAAUAUUCCAGAAAGUCAAUCACUCCUUUCAACCACUAAACCAGCACUCAGUAUUUAACGCCUUCUUCAAUUGGUCACGGCUUCACCUACAUCGACCUCAAGCAUUACACACACAAUUAGAACGCAAUACUCCAAGACAUAGGGAAUUCCACACACAAUAUGCCACAAUAGCACCACACACCCCACUGGAAUCUUAUGUUUUAGAGUUGAUAUGGAUGGGGCCUUAUAUCAUGGCAAAAUUAGCAAUGGAGACCUCACAGACAAUUAGUAGUGUCAUAAUUGCUCUUUACUCUGAGGGAUUAUCAAGACAUUGCCAGAAGGGGUGCUCUAGAUGCACAACAGAGGAAGAAUAUCAAUUUACUUUGCAUCAUGUAGCAGUAUGCAGACUGUCAGAAACUGCCAGACUGUUUGGGUGGGUGCACAGCAGCAGGGUCAGGGAAUUGAUGGAUAUUGGGACCAGCAGAAUUACAGGGUAUCCCUAUGGAAAUCCUGGACGAGGUGUUUCUACCACCGAUUAUGCUGUACCACAUCCACCCAAUUUGCCAGAUCUCAAUCCCACUGAGAAUGCUUGGGCAGUCAUGGGCAGAACCUCCCCCAAGAUCAUAUCCACAACUGUCACAUCAUCAUUAACCGGGCAAUUAUGGCAUAAGAGCAAUUGCGCUCUGCAGAUGGAUGCCAGCCUCUCCAGUCCAGCACCCAAAUCAGGCAGACCUCCGAGUACCCCGCAGACAUCCUCCCUGACCGAGAUGGGAGCACAAGCUGGUACCAGCUGGAACAGCUGCUGCUCCUAUGAUUGCAGCCCAGAAUUUAAGCCGAAGGGGCAGUCCGAAAUGACCCAGCAGGAAACGAAGGAGCUGAAUGAUGGAAGGAAAGUGUGUCUCCCGCCACUGAAUCCUAAUGAUGGGAGAGUCAAGAUGGUGCUAUUUGGCUUCUCACUUUCAUAUGAUGUAGAUCUGAUCACAUCGUACCCACAGGGACACAAGAGCCAAAUGUCCCGACGGACAAGAGCCAAGAUGCCAAGAGGCAUCUCACCAGGGGCCUGGCUUGCUCUGCUAGGAAAGAAGCGGCCUCAGGCGACAAGAGCCUCUUCCCUCUCAGCUACAUUGCCUGGCAUGUGGGAGCGCACCAUAACCAUUGGCUCAGCAGGGAAGACCUUUUCUGUAACAGGAUGGAAGACAGGAUGGGCAUAUGGGCCUUCAGUACUCAUGAAAGGGCCACAGGUGAUCCACCAGCAUUCUGUGUACACAUGCACAACACCUGUCCAGGAGGCAGUUGCACAAGGCUUUGAAAUUGAGAUGGAACGGUUUGGGACUCCUGAGUGUUACUUCAAGUCUCUACCAGCUGAGUUAGAGGUAAAACGGGAUAAUAUUGUGAAGAUUCUGGAGGAUGCUGGACUUUAUCCUAUCAUUCCUGAGGGAGGAUACUUCAUCUUGGCAGAUGUGACACCAAUCACAAGCAAGAUUGAUAUAGGAGGUGAUCCCAAUGAGCGAAAGGACUUUCGGUUUGUAAAAUGGCUGUCACGUAAUCGCAAGCUGCAGGGAAUCCCACCAUCUGCCUUCUAUUCUCCAGACCACGGUCAGAUUGGAGAGAAUUACAUCCGCUUCUGUUUCAUCAAGGAGGAUGAAAACCUUGAGAAAGCUGGAGAGAUUCUUCGUGCACUCAAAAAAGAUAUUGAUGAUGGAAAUGUCUGAGCUUGGGUUCUCCUUGAACUGCCCUUCCUUUUUUGAUUCGUCAUUGCUCAUAGCCACACUAAAGGAAAAUGUAGCAUGGCAACGAAAAUUCAUGAUUUCAUAAAGGAGAACUAAGUUUUGUGUUGGUGUAAACUUUGAAUUAAAACCACUUCAUUUUAACCCAAGUCCCGGGUGAGAUGCUGCGUUCACUGUAGGAUUGUUUUGUGAAAUGGUACUGCAAGUGUUUAGUCACAAAGGAAUCAAUUAGUAGGCCUUGCAACCUCACCUGAUUUCUCCUUUCCUUGAGUUUGCAGAAAAAAAGAUAUUUUUUUACAAAUGCUUUCAAUAUUGAUGCUGUAAUUCUUAUUAUAGACAUUAUGAUUAUUUUGCUGUUAUUGAUAUUACUAACAGGAACUAUUUUCCAAAAUCAAGGAAAAGGGUAAACAGGUGGUACUCAUAAUUGUCUCAUUGAUGAUUUAGGACUUGUGGGGCCACCUAUGAGUAAAAACAUGGAAGGAACGUAGAUGGCAUGUACGCUCCAUCCUCAGCAGUGUCAGGUUAAGGAUCAAUUGUUUGCAAGAAAACAAGUUAUUUUUAAGUGUUAAAUAUCUUUUCAGAGAUGGCUAAGAGCAGAACUCAAAUAUGAAUUUAAGAGUAUUUUACACCUGAAUACAAAGAAGGGCAUUCUUCUAUAUAUAUAUAUUAUGUAACCAAACCAGUGUAAACAAAUGCAACAAUAAAAAAUAUAUAUAUGUA